AUGUCGGGCGAACUAACGAACAGCGACUUCCGCCUCAUUUUUGACAACUACGAAAAGGAAAAGAAGGAAAGGGAAAACAACUUGCUGCUGAAGGAGCAGAAGAAGUUGAAGAGAAAGCAGAAAUAUUUAACCAAAAAAAAAAAAAGUGAAGAAAAGGAAGAGCAAAAAUAUAGAGACAGAGCGGAAGAAAGGAGAAAAGGAAUCGUAAAAGAUGUUAAGGAUGCAAGUGUGCUAUAUGACAAUGCGAAUAACACAAUUGAUGAGUCGAAAUUUAUGGGAGGAGAUACGGAACAUACCCAUUUGGUUAAAGGGCUUGACUAUUUACUUUUAAACAAAGUAAGAAACAAAUUAAUUGACAAAAUAAGCUCAGAAAAGGAAAAAUUAAAAGCAAAAAAAACGAGUGAUGGGCGGAUAGCCAACAAAAUACCAACUUUUUCCAACGAAGAAUCGAGGCACAUUUUUAAAUAUUUUUUUCUGUAUGAACAUCCACAUCAUAUACAUUUUAAAAAAAAAAUUGGGAACAUUUAUGACAACAUAAUGAAUAACAUGAAAUUUAAAAAUUACAACAAAAAUAUUUACUCUGUUAAUUAUAAAUACAACAUCAAUAUGGAGGUGGAAAAAAACGACGUGCCUAUCAGGUAUAUAUACAAGGUGGAAGACGUUAAGGUGAAUUAUACUUACCAUUUGAAGGCCCCCGUUUUGGACGAAAUAGGCGUAUGUUUUAAGUGGCACAUGGAAAAUAAGAAGAAAAAAAAAAGUGAAAGAUUGCCCAAGAGACCUCUAACAACUAGCCUUUUUCAGCAGGAACGGAAUUUUGAGCUUGCCGAGGAGGACGACGAUGACAUUGACAUUUUUAAGAACGAUGCGGCUAGCGGUGACGCCAAAGGGGCGAGCAGCGCAGAGGAGGGGAAGAAGAACGACGAGGAUGAUGACGAUGAUGGUAGUGAUGAUGAUGAAGCUGCUGAUGAUGAUAGUGAUGAUGAUGAUGAUGGUGGUGGCAGCUCAAAUGCCAGUGGCGCGCAGACGGAGCAACGCGAAAAAGACGAAAAUGAAGAGACACGACUGGAUAAAGGCGAUGGUAUAAACUUGUUCUAUUCUGGAAAAGUGCCCCAUAAAGGGAAGAGCAAAACUGAAAAUGAGAGUAACAAAAAUAGCCUAACUGGAAACGUUUUUAAGGACACAUAUGAUGAGUGCUAUCCGGGUUAUAGGAAGAGCGGCUUUUUUUAG
Molecule: messenger RNA, 1227 nt
Organism: Plasmodium vivax (malaria parasite P. vivax)
Lineage: Eukaryota; Apicomplexa; Aconoidasida; Haemosporida; Plasmodiidae
Exons: 1
Coding region: 1-1227 (408 amino acids)
Biological process (GO): mRNA splicing, via spliceosome
Cellular component (GO): nucleus
Source: RefSeq, a predicted model, not a curated record